AUGAUGAGUAGGAUGCCAAAGCCAGAGAUGACAGUGCUCUUGAAGAAAUGCUGGGUAGAACAAAAAGAUGAUCAUGGGAACAGCAAUGGCAGUCAUGUAAAAAUCUUUUUACCCAAGAAGCUGCUGGAGUGUCUGCCGAAAUGUUCAAGCCUCCCGAAGGAGCGGCACCGCUGGAACACUAACGAGGAAAUCGCAGCUUAUUUAAUAACAUUUGAAAAGCAUGAAGAAUGGCUAACAACUUCCCCUAAAACAAGACCACAGAAUGGUUCUAUGAUCCUGUACAAUAGGAAGAAGGUGAAAUACAGGAAAGAUGGAUAUUGUUGGAAAAAAAGGAAAGAUGGGAAAACCACCAGAGAGGAUCACAUGAAGCUGAAAGUCCAAGGAGUGGAGUGCCUGUACGGCUGCUAUGUCCACUCCUCCAUCAUCCCCACGUUUCACAGAAGGUGCUACUGGCUUCUGCAGAACCCAGACAUCGUGUUGGUGCACUACCUGAAUGUCCCUGCCAUCGAGGACUGUGGGAAGCCCUGCGGCCCCAUCCUGUGCUCAAUAAACACAGACAAGAAAGAAUGGGCAAAGUGGACAAAAGAGGAACUCAUCGGCCAGCUCAAGCCCAUGUUUCAUGGCAUUAAGUGGACAUGCAGCAAUGGCAACAGCAGUUCAGGGUUCUCAGUGGAGCAGCUCGUGCAGCAGAUCCUCGACAGCCACCAGACCAAGCCGCAGCCUCGGACACACAACUGUCUCUGCACUGGUACCUUGGGGGCAGGAAGCAGUGUGCAUCACAAGUGUAACAGUGCCAAACAUCGCAUCAUAUCACCAAAGGUCGAGCCAAGGACAGGUGGGUACAGCGCUCACUCAGAGGUACAAAAUAACGAUGUCUCUGAAGGCAAGAACGAGCACAGUCACGGCAAGGCCUCCAGCCGAGAGAAGAGGAACGGUAAAGUGGCAAAGCCGGUGCUGCUCCAUCAAAACAGCACCGAGGUUUCUUCCACCAACCAGGUGGAGGUCCCUGAUACGACCCAGAAUUCUCCCGUGUCCAUCAGCAGUGGAUUGAACAGUGACCCAGACAUGGCGGACAGCCCAGCCGUCACCGGUGUGUCCAGCAUGGCCGUAGCCUCGGUUAUGGGCAGCUUGUCACAAAGUGCCACUGUGUUUAUGUCAGAAGUCACCAGUGAAGCUGUGUACACCAUGUCACCCACCUCCGGCCCGAAUCAGCACCUUCUGUCCUCAGAUGCAGCUGCACAAGGACUGGUACUGGCUGUGAGCUCAGAUGGACACAAAUUUGCGUUUCCAACAACUGGCAGUUCAGAGAGCUUGUCCAUGCUACCCAGCACUGUCUCCGAGGAGCUUGUGCUCUCCACAACUUUAGAGGGAAACAGAAAAAUUCCAGAAACCACCAUGAAUUUUGACCCAGACUGUUUCCUUAACAAUCCCAAGCAAGGGCAGACUUAUGGUGGAGGAGGUAUGAAAAGUGACAGCAUCAGUACCAACAUAAGGCAGUCACCCACCACAGAACGCAGCUUCAGCUUCAAUACAACCCUCACAAAAGAAAUUAAAACCGAGGACACAUCGUUUGAACAACAGAUGUCCAAAGAAGCAUUUUCUUCCAGUUCUGCAUCUAACACUCUCACCCUCACUACUGGUUCAGGUUUGCUUCCAUCUGGAGGAGGUCUGAGCCCAAGUACCACCCUGGAGCAGAUGGACUUCAGUGCCAUUGACUCCAAUAAGGACUAUUCUUCCAGCUUCAAUCAGACUGUCCAGAGCCCUCACGUUCAUCAGACCCCUUCCCCCAGCUUCUUUCUGCAGGAUGCCAGCAAGCCUCUUCCCCUUGAGCAAAACACUCACACCAAUCUGAACGACACAGGUGGCUCCUUUGUGAACACCUUAGGAAUACCCAGUGUGAAAACAGAGUCCCCGUCCCAAACCACUUCCAACUGUAAUGGCACAGUGGAAACCAGAAUAGAGUCCACCUCUUCUCUCCAGCUCAUGCAGUUCCAAGCAAACUUCCAGGCUAUGACUGCAGAAGCUGAAGUUCCCAUGGAGACCUCCCAGCAGGCAGAAGGGAAUGAAAAUCUACUUAAAUCAGGAGACCUUCAAGCCUGCAGCACAGAACACUACUUGCAGCCAGAGGCCAAUGGGGGUAUCAGAAAUGGAAACAAUCUCCCUAUUCUCCAAGGAAACAUGGUACAAGGACUCUAUCCUGUGGCCCAUCCCAGCUUAAAUAACUCCUCAAACAUGGAACUUAACUUGGACCAUUUUGACAUCUCCUUCAGCAACCAGUUUUCUGAUCUAAUUAACGAUUUCAUAUCAGUAGAAGGUGGGAGCAAUGCUCUCUAUGGACACCAGCUGGUGUCAGGUGACAGUGCCGGACUGUCUCAGCCUGAAGACAGUAACAGAGCAACCUACAACCAGGCUGAAAUGUGCAUUCCUUGCUGCAGUCCUCAGCAGGCCAACAUGCAGCUCAGCAGCACUGAGAGCGGGGCCAGCACCAUGGCCUACAUGCACGUGGCUGAGGUGGUCUCAGCAGCUGCGGCACAGGGCACUUUGGGGCUGCUGCAGCAGAGUGGGCGCUUGUUCAUGGUGACAGAUUAUUCACCAGAGUGGUCUUACCCGGAGGGAGGAGUAAAAGUCCUAAUUACUGGUCCAUGGCAGGAAGCCAGCAAUAAUUACAGCUGUCUUUUUGAUCAGAUCUCAGUGCCUGCAUCUUUAAUUCAGCCAGGGGUACUGCGCUGCUACUGUCCAGCUCAUGACACUGGGCUCGUGACUUUGCAAGUUGCCUUCAACAAUCAGAUCAUCUCCAAUUCUGUGGUGUUUGAAUAUAAAGCCAGAGCUCUGCCAACCCUGCCUUCUUCCCAGCAUGACUGGCUGUCCUUGGAUGAUAACCAGUUCAGGAUGUCCAUAUUGGAGCGACUUGAGCAGAUGGAGAGGAGAAUGGCUGAAAUGACAGGUUCCCAGCAGCACAAACAAGGAGCUGGAGGGGGCAGCAAUGGGAAUGGAAAUGGAGGAACACAGGUGCAGUGCGUUUCUGGGACUGGGACACUGGGCAACUGCUUUGAGAGCCGUGUGGUGGUGGUGUGUGAGAAGAUGAUGAGCCGUGCCUGCUGGGCAAAGUCCAAACACUUGAUCCAUUCGAAGACCUUCCGAGGAAUGACACUGCUCCACCUGGCUGCUGCCCAGGGCUAUGCUACCCUGAUCCAGACCCUCAUCAAAUGGCGCACCAAACAUGCAGACAGCAUCGAUCUGGAGCUUGAAGUUGACCCUUUGAAUGUGGAUCAUUUCUCCUGCACUCCACUGAUGUGGGCGUGUGCCCUUGGCCACAUGGAUGCGGCUGUUGUGCUGUACAAGUGGGACCGCCGAGCCAUCUCCAUUCCUGACUCCCUUGGGAGGCUGCCACUGGCUAUUGCCCGGUCCCGGGGCCACGUGAAGUUGGCAGAGUGCUUGGAGCAGCUACAGAGGGAUGAGCAAACUCAGACUGGGCAAAACCCCCAGGGGCAGUGCCCCUCGAGCACAGACUCCAACACAGACAACUGGGCGUCCCAGUGGCACAGUGAGCUCAUUGCCUCUCAGGAGCCUCAGAAGGGAGUCACUGUGAUUUCCAAUACAAACACAGAGCUGAGACGACCAAGAUCAGAACCUUCCAGUUACUACAGUAGUGAGAAUCAGAAAGAUUACCCCGCACCCAAAAAACAUAAGCUGAGCCCUGAAUGUUUUCAAGCCCGGCAAGAGAAGCUGCUUUCCACCGCACUGAGCCUGGAACAGCCGAAUAUCAGGAAGCAGAACUCCAGCUCCAAGCAAUCUGCCACUGAGACAAUCAGCCCCAGUGAAGGGUUAAGGGACUAUGGCCGGGAGCUCUCCCAGCACAUACCAGAAGUUCCUGGGUACCAGGGCUCUGGCAGCCAUGCAGGCAUCAAAUGGAACCCAAAAGACAUUUACAUUGGUGUGUCUGCAGUGCAGGUGGCAGGGAGCCAGAAGGGCACUGCACUGGGCAAGGAGGCUGUAGCCCAUCGGCUACGCCAGCGAGAGCAGAUUAAUGUGCUGAUGAUGGCUGACAGGGAGAUGGUGGAUGCAGAGCUCUUGUCCUAUAGGGACAGCGCUGGGGAUGAGGACUGCUUGCACCACAUGGAUGACUUGCAGGUGAACAUGAUGACACUUGCAGAGCACAUCAUUGAAGCUACGCCUGACAGGAUCAAGCGGGAGAAUUUUGUGCCAAUGGAGUCACCACUGGUGGAGAGGACAGAGAGUGCUGCCAUGAGCACCACGAUGAGCUGGCUGGCCAGUUACCUCGCUGAUGUCGAGCAUCUGCCGAGUGCUGCACAGAUAAGAAGUCUGUACAGUGAACCCCUGACCCCUUCUUCGAACACCAGCUUGAGCCCUGCAGGCUCACCAAUCAGUGAAAUAGUUUUUGAGAAACCCAGCCUUCCCUCAGCAGCAGACUGGUCUGAAUUUCUGAGUGCAUCCACCAGCGAGAAGGUAGAAAAUGAGUUUGCACAGUUAACUCUGUCUGAUCAUGAGCAGAGAGAACUCUAUGAAGCUGCCAAACUCGUCCAGACAGUGUUCAGGAAAUACAAGGGUCGUCCUCUCCAGGAACAGCAGGAGGUGGCUGCAGCUGUUAUUCAGCGUUGCUACCGAAAAUACAAACAGCUUACUUGGAUAGCCUUGAAGUAUGCACUUUAUAAAAAGAUGACACAAGCUGCCAUUCUUAUCCAGAGCAAAUUCCGAAGUUACUAUGAGCAGAAGAAAUUCCAGCAGAGCCGCCGAGCCGCGAUGCUGAUCCAGCAGUACUAUCGCAGCUACAAGGAGUGCGGGAAGAGGAGGCAGAACCGCCGGGCAGCCACCAUUGUGCAGCAGAAACUCAGAAGCAGUCUGCUUACCAAGAAGCAGGACCAAGCUGCUCGCAAGAUCAUGCGGUUUUUACGACGCUGCCGCCACAGCCCACUGGUGGACCAUAGGCUGUACAAAAGGGGGCUGAAUGUGUUUGGAGCUCAAAUGUGUGUGUUAACUCGCAGGCUGCGUGCUCUGGGGUGUCAUUCUUAUUGGGCCUUUCUGUCUCUCUUAUUUUGCUGCCCAAAUGAGAUAUCUGGAAAAAGGCAAGAGCUCCCUUUUCUUAAAUGUCCCACGGGCCACUUCAGCUCUCAGAGCAACAGAGUGAAAGAAUUGAAAAAGGCCAAGGAACUUGAAGAUACGCAGCAGCAUCCCGUAGCAAUGUGA
This is a messenger RNA of Indicator indicator, 5205 nucleotides long. It is a transcript of the gene CAMTA1, whose product is annotated as calmodulin binding transcription activator 1. The record is from RefSeq and is a predicted model, not a curated record. Gene Ontology annotation, cellular component: nucleus. Gene Ontology annotation, molecular function: transcription coregulator activity; protein binding; double-stranded DNA binding. The coding region runs from base 1 to 5205 and encodes 1734 amino acids. Gene Ontology annotation, biological process: regulation of transcription by RNA polymerase II. The transcript has 24 exons. NCBI's taxonomy places the organism in Eukaryota, Metazoa, Chordata, Aves, Piciformes, Indicatoridae.